CGAGAUGGCACAAGAGGCCCCCCAGACGGCCCAACCGACCUCCAAGGCAGCCCAACAGGGCCCCAAGAGCGCCUUCCGUUGCCAUUUUGGCUCAAGCCAUUCUGACUCAAGCUGGUCUGGGUCGAGCCACGCGCGGCUCCACGGACAAUGAGCCUUCAGGGGUCCCUGGCGCCGGUGGCGGCGAACUUGCCAGGGAGCUUGACCUCCAAGAACACCUUCCUGGAUCAUCCGUCGCCCUGGAUCGACUACGUCACCGUGGGAAACCGCCCCAAGUCGGAUCCCACCUCUAACGCCACAUCGUCCUCAACGUCGAAUGUGUCAGACAGCGGAGUAAACUCCCAGGUUGGAGCAUUCGGGGGAGGCCGUCUGGCAAAGGAGGAGGACGCCAAGCAGCAGUCUGGCAGGAGCUCGGAGAAGGAUGGGAGCGACAUCGCGGAUGGUUCGCGCAUAUCCUCAAAGCCUGAGCCGAUCGGCAAGUCAAGGCGGCGUCGCCUGCAGCGGAAGGCCAAGGAAAAUUAUUUCAGGGCGAUACACAGCACCCAUUCCGCUGCAGAGCACACCGCGGAGGACAGCUCGAACGCUACGCGGAGUGGCAGCAGCACCAAGAUCUCUCUGUGAUUGCCCUUGGGGCGGCUAGGGUCCCAGUAGACAGCGGCAGGCUCUCUGGCCAAGCGCUGGUUCAGGGGUGGUGAAGAAGGAGGAGGAGGUGAAGAAGGAGGAGGACUCUUCCUCUCUUCGGAUCAUCCUCGUCUCCUGCCCGAGCGAACCCAACGGCACUGUACAGAACGCCGCCCCUUCGCAACAGAGUCACCUGGCUUUCCGGCCCUCGCCGGCCUGCCACAGCUGGUCGACGGAGCUUGAACGUGCCGUUGCCAGGGAAAUUCCUCUCCCAUCUUGUGGUUUUCAAUGCCCCGACGACCCUUUCGGUUAAGCAAAGCCGCUGCCGUUGUAUCAUAGUCCACCGGGCAGGCGAACCUCGGAUCUGCUCGCGCAACUAUCUCUGCUGAUGAAGGCAGCAGCUGUGGAGGUUCUGGCCAGGGUCACGCUGCACACGAAAAUUCCUCAUCCUCAUCCUCGCCCUCAUCACAUUCCGCUCUCUCG
Messenger RNA from Prorocentrum cordatum, 1101 nucleotides. Lineage: Eukaryota; Dinophyceae; Prorocentrales; Prorocentraceae. The record is from the annotation of a GenBank genome assembly.